This is a messenger RNA of Chroicocephalus ridibundus (black-headed gull), 14700 nucleotides long. It is a transcript of the gene VEPH1, whose product is annotated as ventricular zone expressed PH domain containing 1. The transcript is spliced from 18 exons. NCBI's taxonomy places the organism in Eukaryota, Metazoa, Chordata, Aves, Charadriiformes, Laridae. The coding region runs from base 539 to 3037 and encodes 832 amino acids. Gene Ontology annotation, molecular function: phosphatidylinositol-5-phosphate binding. The record is from RefSeq and is a predicted model, not a curated record. Gene Ontology annotation, biological process: regulation of signal transduction. Gene Ontology annotation, cellular component: plasma membrane.
AGCAUUUUCACUCAAGCAGCUGCUGAAGUUAAGCUUUGUGAAGAAUUAGUUCUGAUCUGUUUUUGAGUGCCGGAGUUGAGGAAAAUGGAGAGAAGAUAUUUGUUUGCUUGAUUCCACAUGACAACUCCAGGGUAACUGAAUAGACUGUACGGUUGGUUUGACAAGGCUGUGCACCGAGCCAGCAGCCGCGCAUACCAGAGUCAGGGGGAUGGAAGGGGGACUGACAACUGUAAUGGAUUUUAUCAGAAUUUCUCUAAAGAGCGACAAUUUGCCUUCAAUUAUUAAUGUUUUUCAGAGCUUUCUCUUCUGAGAGCGUCUUUCAUCAAAGGCAUCCAAAGCACUUCAUACAAUCCAGUGUAUUACGUAUGGCAACAUGUCUGCGAGACUGGGGCCAAGAAAGUUUUGAAAUGUGCCCCAGAUUUAUUCUUCAUGUUAAGUUGAGCACAGUUCCCCAGGAUUGUUUGCGUUCCGUCCUCAUCUGAGUCGUUCAUGCCCAUGGUGCAUGCGGAGGUCUGGCUGAGUGGCAGCGAAUGCAGCCAUGCAUCAUCUCUUUGGGCUGGUUUUGGCACAGAAGGACCUUUCACGCGCAGGGGAUCUCUUCUCCUUAGAGGAUGCUGAAAUUGAAGGAAGCCUCUCAGAAGCUCUUGAACAAAUAAGAAUAAUUAGUUCAUCUGCGGACUAUCAGACCAAUGACAAUGACCAGGCUGUGGUGGAAAUCUGCGUCACUCGCAUCACCACUGCCAUCAGGGAGACGGCAUCCAUAGAGAAGCACGGGAAAGCCCUGGUGGCACUCUGGGAGUCGUGUCUAGAGCACAACCUGAAGCCAUCCGGAAAAGACGAGGACACACCACAUGCAAAAAUUGCAUCGGAUAUCAUGAGCUGUAUCUUGCAGAAUUACAAUCGACCUCCAGUAAUGGCCUUAGCUGUCCCAGUGGCGGUGAAAUUUCUUCAGAGGGGCAAUAAGGAACUGUGCAGAAAUAUGUCAAGUUAUCUGUCCUUGGCUGCAAUCGCUAAAGCGGAUCUGCUGGCUGAUCACACAGACACCAUUGUCAAAAGUGUCCUUCAAGGGAACUCGAUGCUGCUGCGUGUCCUGCCUGCUCUGUAUGAGAAGCAACCGCAGCCAAUAAACCCCCAUCUGAGGGAGCUGGUGGCACUGAUGGCUCAGCUGGAUCAAGCCGAACAACACCACCUCCUCAGGCUCUUCCAGAUUGUGGCUAGGAAGAAAGAACUGGGGGUGCUGAAAGAGUGUAUUCCGUUUCUAUUUGGACACUUGAGAGACCCUAACCAUAGUGACAUUAUUCUAACCAUACUUACAGAAAUAGCAGGCUAUGAACCAACAGCCUUAGCCACUUUUCUUCCGAUGCUGAAAGAAAUUGGUGAGAAUUUUCCGAGUUUGAUUGGGCAAACAGCAAAGAUCUUUGGAGCUGUUGGACGUAUUGAUGAGGAGCAAGCCAGAAUAUGCCUGAUGUAUCUGGUGAACCAGCUGGCCAACAUGGAGCACUCCUUUCACCAUAUUCUUUUGCUGGAAAUUAAGAGUCUCACUGACACCUUCUCGAGCAUCUUGGGCACCCAGAGCAGAGAUAUCUACCGCAUGAGCAACAGUUUCACUGCCAUAGCCAAGCUCCUUGUCCGACAGCUAGAGAACGACAACAUAUCAGGAGCCAGGAUGGAAAAUGAUACUGAAACAGAAUCUCCUGUACCACUGGACGAUUUAAAAUCUGUGAUGAAUGGGAAUGAAGAAGAUGAAAAGCUUCAAGUUAAAAUACAGGCUUUUGAAGAGAAAAUAAAUGUCGACAACAGUACUCCUGGCUCAGUGCGGAGAUACAGUUUAGGCCAGGUUUCUAAAGAAGAAAGGAAGGAUAUGAGAUUUAACAGGUCCAAAAGCCUCGCUUUGCAUGCAGUCCGCAUGAAGGAGGUAAACUCAGAGAGUGGACAGGAUGAGGAGAACGGGGAGAUAACUGCUGGCAUCUCCUUCACCGAGAUCUACAUUAGCCAAGAAAAUGACAAAUUGCCUUUUACUGUUGAUAGUGAAGCAAUGCAACUGGGAAAUUCUUUGGUUUCUCACCAAAGUAUCGAUUACACAGAAUCAGCAACUUUGCCAGAAUCUGCUAAAGAAAAGGCCCUCGAGGGAAGCGCAGAGGCAGUGACGAGCCCCAUGGAAUACCAGGACAAGCUCUACUUGCACUUGAAGGAAAACCUGGGUAAAGUGAAAGCAUAUGUCAUGGAGAUGGGGAGGAAAAUUCCUGUCCCCGAUCAGUGUGUUAUUGAAGAUACUGUUAGAAGUUGUGUAGCAAAGCUCUUCUUCAGCUGUCCCCUGAAGGGCCAUUACUGCUUGUACAGUAAAUCCAGCUUUACCCUCAUCAGCCAGCAGCCUCCGCUGUGGAUCCAUAUCAUGUUCCUCUUUCAGCAGAGCUUGUUUGCAGAACCUUUGUCCAUACAGAGUAAUUCUGUGCAAGUCCUUAAGGCCCUGUGGGAGAAGACACAGCUCAAAGGGACGCACAGUUUUGAAACUGCCAUGAUCCAGUCUACAUUUCCACACCAAAAGGACCUGGACCAUGUGCAGAUGCACCUGGAAGAAGUGAGGUUCUUUGAUUUAUUCGGCUACAGCGAGGAAGCUGGAACUUGGCAGUGCUUCAUGUGCAAUAACCCUGAAAAGGCAACAGUUGUAAAUCAGGACGGCCAACCGCUGAUUGAAGGCAAGCUUAAAGAGAAGCAAGUCCGCUGGAAGUUUAUCAAAAGGUGGAAAACUCGCUACUUCACUCUGGCUGGCAACCAGCUGCUUUUUCGGAAAGGAAAAUCCAAAGAUGACCCCGACGACUGCCCCAUUGAGCUCAGCAAGGUGCAGAGCGUUAAAGUGGUGGCAAAGAAGCGCAGGGACCGCAGCCUGCCCCGGGCCUUUGAGAUCUUCACCGACAGCAAGACCUAUGUUUUCAAGGCCAAAGACGAGAAGAACGCUGAGGAGUGGCUUCAAUGCAUCAACGUCGCUGUUGCGCAGGCUAAAGAGCGGGAGAGCCGCGAGGCCACCACGUACUUGUAGAGCUGCUGACACCUCCGUGGCCAUGCCAGCAAACCAAAUGUGUCUGGGAUCGUUCCGACGCAGAGGUCCAUACCGUGGACCUCUUACCUCCAAAAUCGGGCCAUGGAAAACUGUGGGGGAGACCACCUGUUGGCAGGGGCCAGGGAGAGCUUUGUGCAGCAUGAGAGGUCUAAGGCAUCAAUGACCUACCAGGUGAUGGAGCGCCACCAUGCAGGGGCGCUCCCUGCACCGGGACGUUUGCUGGUGUAGAAGCAGCUUCCACGUCCACGUGUGAAAUGCAGUUUUUUUUCUUCAGCCUAAUGGCCUGUAAGCCAGGAGAGGUGCUUAGAAACAAGCCUGGACCCCAGCCCCUCAGCCUUUGCUUCUGGGAUGCAGGGGGUCGCGGUGGCUUUAGACACUGCUGAGAUCAUUUGAGCACAUAAGGGCUUUCUGCUUUUCUCAAUCACUCUUUGUCUGUAAAAAGAUAAUUUUCCUACUUAUUUAAUCUCGGUGUACUUUAUCCUUUUACUGUUUAUAUAUGUCUGUGGAAAAAAUCAAAUUUGGGGUUUAAAAUUGAGCAAUUGUAAAGAUUUAAUACUGCUGAAAAAUAAUUUUAAAUAUUUAAUUGAUUUGACUUUCACUCUUUUUUCUGCUUUUUCUCUCCUUCAUAACGGAAUGUAAUUUUAAAAAUUUAUUUUCCUUUCUUUUUUAAAGUGUCUUCUCUGUUCUUCAACUUUUCAAAAUUUCUCCAAAACUCUGAAAUUCCCAGUUUGUUUGAUUUUCUUUGUCACUCAAAAGAUUCCAAAGUGGAGGAAGUACUGUAGAAAAGACUGAAAGCAAAAAAGGAAAAGAGCGGGGGGGGAAAUGAAUGAGAGAAGUCUGUGGGUGAUCUCAGAGAUCAUUCAAGGCUGAGUAGAAAUAAAAUUUGACAUUUUCCAGCCUAGAAAAAUGUAUCUUUUGCAAAAAAAACCAAAAAAAAGUUAUUGUGAAAAAGGGAGAGUUAAGAUGGGGGGGGGGGAUUAAUUGUAAUGCUUUUUACUGUAAUAUGUGUCUUCCACUCAGUAGCAGAAGGAGCCCACAGCUUUUCUGGAAGUUCCUCACAGAGCAUGGCAAUACAAUCUGCUGUCUGAAGUAGUCUCUUGCCCACUUUCGGUUGUGUUUGCUGGGUGAGUUUGGGCUUUGGCUUUGCGGCCAGGAGGGCAGCAGGGGCUGGUGAGGGCCCCUGUGACGGCGGGGACCUGCCAGGGGUCAUCAAAAGCACUGGGGGAACAGGGAGCAAGAGGAAUGACCUGGGAAAUAAAUUCGGGUUCAAGCCUAUUGAGUGAAGCUCGUGCUGGUGCUGCCGAAUGAAGCCUGUUCUCAGCGGUCACCACGAGCCUUGUGUCCCAUACCACUGGGGUGCAGCUUGAAUGACGGCAUCCCUCUGAAUUUACAGCCUGGUUCUUCCACCAUCCUAAAUGUUCCCAACUCUCUUGAUUUCACUGGGGCUGCUGGUCAGCCGCUCUGAAAAUGGGUACCAGGCCAGCUCAGAAAGGUUCAUCUGCCUGCGUUGAACUUCUCUCGCUUUAGGAAAACCACAACAGCGGCUGGAGCAGGGAUGCUCGGCCACCGCCAGGGAGCCCAGCCGUGGGCAGGUGAGCUCCCUUCCCGUGCAGCGUGCACGGGGAGGAGAAGACAGGCAUGCAGCUGAGCAAGGGCUGGAAGAGGUAUGGAGAGGAGAGGGAUAUGAGAGAUUGAACUCGAUGGUUUGGUGCUUGAUGGGGGCGUUCAGCCGGGUUUAUGGCUCGAAGCUUGGAGUCUUGUAGCAUGCCGUGUAAAUAUUUAGCUUUGGAGUUUGAUAAGUUGCGAGCACUGAGUGCUGCUGGUAUUUGUCUCUCCAGCCUGCCAGAGCUCUGUAAUUUGUUACAUUGACAGGUAAGAUGCUAACAUUUGGUAGUGAGCAUUUACUCAAAUUAGAACAAGAGAAAAUUAGUUUCUGGUACCAUAGGAGUGCCUGAGUUCUGCUGCCAGGUCAGCGCUAAGGGCUGCCUGGUCCCUCGCAUCUGGUGGCCCCAGAGAGGUAUUUCUCAACCUUAUCCAUCAAAGCACUAUCAAACCUUUUGGGAAGAAACGCCACAGACCUCAUAGUGAUACCAGUGCUAUGAAUUUACAUUUACAGUGAAAUGACAAUUAGGCUGAACUUUAAAAGGCUGUUUGCUAUUUCUGUGUCCCCCUUUUUAGUUACCUGCAUUCGUGGGGAUGUCUGUGUUUCUUUGCUUGUUUUUCUUCCCUCAUUAUUUUUAAUGCCCUCUGCUCUGCUCUGGUGAGACCCCCCUGCAGUGCUGCGUCCAACUCUGGGGCCCCCAACAUAAGGACACGAACCUGUUGGAGCGAGUCCAGAGGAGGCCAUGAAGAUGGUCAGAGGCUGGAGCCCCUCUGCUGUGAGGACAGGCUGAGAGAGUUGGGAGGGUUCAGCCUGGAAAAGAGAAGGCUCCGGGGAGACCUUAGAGCCCCUUCCGGUAUUUAAAGGGGGCUUAUAAGAAAGAUGGGGACAAACUUUUCGGCAGGGCCUGUUGCAAUAGGACAAGGAGUAAUAGUUUUAAACUAAAAGAGGGACAACUUAGGCUAGAUAUAAGGAAGAAAUUUUUUACAAUCAGUGUGAUGAAACCAUGGCCCAGGUUGCCCAGAGAGGUGGUAGAUGUCCCGUCCCUGGAAACGUUCAAGGUCAGGUUGGAUGGGGCUCUGAGCAACCUGAUCUAGUUAAAGAUGUCCCUGUCCAUGGCAGGGGGGUUGGACUAGAUGGCCUUUAAAGGUCCCUUCCAACCCAAAUGAUUCUAUGAUUCUAUGAAUCAUUUCCCAGACCCGAUGAUGAUGUUUAUGGAGGCCCUGGGGGACAGCGGUGCACCAGGGAACUGGCAGAACAACGCUAAGACCUUGUGCGCUGUGGCUCUGCUGUAGCCACGCGUGGGCAGGGUGCAAAGAUUGCAGGGUGGGAAACAAAAGCAAAGCUCAACACUGCUUGGGGGCAGGAUUAAUCUGAGGUGACCAGGCUCUGAUGGUGAACUUCUGGUGGAAGGAAUGAUGUCACCAAGGCAGUGUGCCACCAUGCUUCGCACCUGUAGCCCUGAUAUCACCUUUCCAAACCAUCCCUCCAGCCUGGAGACGUCCUUGUCCCUGACCUAUGCCGCCCCACUGUCCUCCUCUUCCUCCUCAGCCAUUGAGCACCAGCUGGGCUAAUCCCAAAUCAUGUCUUUUCCAAGUCUCCGUGUUUUCCCCAAAUCCUCUUUGAGAUAGUGAAACAAAACUGGUAAUUCCUUCCUUAUGCUCUGGCGCUCCUUCCCUGACUCCUGUGGGAGUUCGUGUAUGUUUGUUUUGCUUUGCUUUGAGGGUCUCCAGUAUUUCCUGAGACCUGGUUCCUCCCAGCGCUGAUGGGCUGGAGCCCUCCUCCAGCCCCGGGGACAUCCUGCCCUGGGGGCCUCUGCAGCGUGUCUCCGCCAGCGCUCCAGCCAGGGCUCCUAACGCAUGUUGAACAACUGACCUGGCACCCGUGCCCUGGGAGGUCAGGAAGCCCUGGUCUGAAAAGACAAUAUUUUAUUUCCAACAUUCCCAUGCUGACUGGAGAAGGAAGUGCCAAUAGAUCACACCAAUCGGCCAGCAGCUGAGAACAAAGCGGUUGCUGAAGCAUUCCUGGAUGAUGGAAAAUCAGGGAGAGCUUUAAAGCUGGCUAUAGGUUUGUAGAUCUAAAAGAUAAAUUUGCAUUGACGCUAACGAUGUCAGAGGGGAAAGAGAAGACCUCUGUCAAUGGCCCGUGCAAUGCCUUAACCAGCUCCAGACUUCCCAAUGCUCUCGGCACUCCAGAGAGGACGCUGAAAUGUUAAAAUUCCUGAAAAUUCUUGUAACAACUAAAAUGUGGAGACGAGUGUUGGAUCAGAGAAUGUAGCAAAGUGAUCAGGACAACUUUGUUAAAGCUAAAUUUAGAUACAGAAAAUAUGGAAAGGCCAUCUGGGACCAGUCUAUCCAAGGAAGUCUAUGGACACCUGUGUAGGUCACCUGGCUGGGCAGAGUCUGGCUCCCCGGUACCGAUCUCUGUCCCGCUCCCUGUCAUUUACAUGGAAUCAGGCAAAGCAUGCUUUGUGCCAAUAAUACAAUAUUGUAAUACUUAGAACGCCUGUUACCCUUCAUGCCUCUAAAGCACGUGAAGUCAAAUCCAAGCCUGAUGCUGAAGACCAAAAGGGUUUUUUUGGGGGGAACAUGCACCCUUUUCACCUCUAACUCUUUAUUUACUGUUAUCUCAGUGAUACGGGACAGUUUGUUUGGGGUUGCUGACGCACAGAGUACGAAGCAGGCUUGAUGCAGACAGCCCGCUCUCCAGGACAUCGUACAGCACGUAGGGAGUGGGGAAGAAGUCUACGGUAAAUUGCGUAUCAUGUCCAUACAAAUAGUGCAGGUCUGCAGAUGGACGGCCGCCACCUCUGCUGCUGCUGGAUGGAAGUGAAGCCGUGGAGCCAAACCUCGAUUUAAAGGCAGCAGCGCAAGGGACACACCAUUGAGUCUAAUGGGAAUGAAAUUAAUUCAUAGGUGUGGACUCGUGGAUUUAUGGUCUUAAGUUCCAGAAUUACAUCCUUUACUAAACACUGAAUUCACCCACCGAGGCACGCUGCUGGAGUUCAGUGAUGCAGGUACGGGGAUGUGCAAACCGGGGCUGAGCAUCCACUUCGCCGUCAAGUGAUUUCCAGGAACCACCCCAGCCCCUCGCAAAGGCACUGCGGGAGCUCCCCACGGCCCCGGCGGAGGGUCCCGGGGCAACCGAGUGUGUGUGACGGCGCUUGCGGAAAAGGGGAUGCAAACAUCCUCCUCGGCUGCAGCGCGGGACUCUGCCGAGCGUCCCCUCCUCUCUGCCAGGGAACAGCCUGCCUCUGUCCUGCACAGCUUUCGGUACGGAAGAUGUCGUUGUCCCUCUGUUGGGGGGGUGAGCUCACCUUUGCUGAAGAACCCUGUUAUUCGGCCAGUGUUUGGGAGAGGAAAGGAGCCUCACUCCUAUGGAGAGGGGGACAAGUCCCAACCCCGGCCGUGUGGGACACUACACCCAGCUGCUGCAUCAGGUACUGCGCUCCCUCCUGCUCCCCAGGGGCAGCGAAAGUGCCAUUUCCACCCGGUCUGUGAGACCAGGCAAGCUCUGGGGGCGUCCUGGCUGCGAUGCUGGGGCUCAGCCAGCCGGUCCCCCCGUUAUGGUGAGGCAUCGCCUCCCAGAGCCAUGGCACAAGGUGGCCCGGAGACAAGGCUGCCAACGGGGAGAGCUCCCAGCCCAAACCAACACCCUCCAGCCCUCUCUGCAUCCUGGGGGGACAGACCGAGGUUUAGGACCUAAACUUGAGGCCACAGCUAGAAAACCAGACCAAAAUCUGGACCUGAACACUCCUGAAUGAGAGCAAUUUCCAAAUCUAACACAAGUUUUACAGAUCAGCAUAACUUCUCUAGGAAACAUAUUUCUUCAAAAUAUUGGCUCCGGCUUACAUGAAGACUUUCAAGUAAGGACAAUAAUCCCCGUUUUUCCUGGAAGAGUUGAUGUCCACCAUAAUUUCGAUGCCACAUCACAUGUAUCUUCCAGGAAUCCAAGUCAUGGCGAGUGUGUGGCCUCACAUUACACUCAAGAACAACUGGUACUUCAGCAUCACCACUUCGCCCGUCUGACGACAUGACAACAAAGGGGAGCAAGCUGAGGGCUUUGGCAGAGCAGAGCUGGCUCGCACCUCACGGGCCAUAGACCAGCCUCGUCACGUAGCACUUCUGCGGAGAGGACGGGACGUGGGCCCCGUCCGGAGGCUAAGGCAAGGUGGGGUGGGGGCUGGCAAAGUUGGAGCCGAGUGGGGUGUCCAGCGGUGGGAUGAGCCGCCUUCCAGCUGUGUGCGAUGGCAACGGUCUGCAGUUGCUUAAAGCACCAACCGGUGCGACCCAUGGGGGACCUACUGGACCGAAGCCCUGAUGUAAAGGGAGUUGGAGGGGAUGACCUCCCGAGGUCCCUCCCAGCAUAAAUUAUUCUGUGAUCUAUAGCGGGGCAAGAGGAUUGCCAAAAAUGUAUCAGCAGCUACCAUCGCUUCGCCUAAAACAAAUUGCAAAGCGCUGCUGCAGCUCUGCGUAGCCCCCGGAGCUGUGCUACGCUGUAUGGGUACAGCUGCGUGUGUUUUUCCUCCGGUGAUGACUGCUAAGAGAAGAGCAAACAAAGAAUAGCCCUCUCUGUAAGCAGCGUGGCCAGCGAUGAGCUGCUGUGGAAAACUUCCUCAUGGGGAAAAUCUCUUCCCCUGUUCUCUCAUGACCAUCUUUCUUCCUGUGCUUGUUUUGUUUAUCAUAGAGUCACAGAAUGGUUAGAGUUGGAAGGGACCUUAAAGACCAUCUGGUUCCAACCCCCCUGCCCUGGGCAGGGACACCUCCCACCAGACCAGGUUGCUCCAAGCCCCGUCCAGCCUGGCCUUGAACACCUCCAGGGAUGGGGCAGCCACAGCUUCUCUGGGCAACCUGGGCCAGGGGCUCACCACUCUCACAGUCAGGAAUUUCUUCCUAAUAUCUCAUCUAAAUCUCCCCUCUUCCAGUUUAAAACCAUUCCCCCUCAUCCUAUCACUCCCCUCCCUGAUCCAGAGUCCCUCCCCAGCUCUCCUGUAGCCCCUUUAGGGACUGGAAGGGGCUCUAAGGUCUCACCGGAGCCUUCUGUUCUCCAGGCUGAACAACCCCAACUCUCUCAGCCUGUCCUCACAGCAGAGGGGCUCCAGCCUCUGAUCAUCUUUGUGGCCUCCUCUGGACCCACUCCAACAGGUCCAUGUCCUGCAUGGCUGUUUGCAUCUCUGUAAGCCUGAGAUGAGUUUCUCCUGUGCAGACCCAUGCCCCUGUGAGGACUCCGGUCAUUGAGAGAUCCAUUUGAUUGCGAGGAUUGAUCCGAGCCCUGCCUGGGUCGGAGCAGGGACCCACAAGUGUCUGUUUGCCGGCUGCGCACCUGAGAUGUGCAAAGUGCGGGAUCCCUUCUGCUGCUGGCUCCCUUCUUCUUCUCCUCCUCUCAUCUCCAGAAUAUAGAUAUUAUAGAUUCCUUACCUUCUGAUUUCCCACUCGUGUCUCGCGUGGUCGGACUGCCUGUGGCUGUAGGGAGAGGCGCAGGGAGGACUGGUUUCUCCAUCCAGCCCCGGACAGGGGGAGCGGGCGGCACAGCGGGUAAAGCAAGAGCAGCUGAUGCUGGCGCUUACGGCCGCUGCCCAGCCUGGGUUGCAUCACGAGUCACACCACCGGUUCCAACAGCUUCAGAACAUGAAGAAUGAGGUUGUUCCAUGGUAAAAGGUUUGUAGGAUAAAUAUGAAGAUUAAUGAUAUUUAGCCAGGCAAGUGGUACGUAAUCAUUGGUUUCUCUAACAAAUUUAACUACUUCAUCUCCUUCUCCCUUGCUCACAAGCAAAUCAUUCUUUGUUUCAAAUAUAUUUGUUUUAUUAUUCCCUCAAAAAUUAUUGUAUUCUUUCUUGUGAAGUUUUUGCAAAUGGCUGUUUCUGAUCACUUGACACCUAUGCCGUGCUGCUCAGUUUUUACUGCCCAAGCGUCUAUUCCUGUGCCCAGAGGGCAGGAUCGUACCUUCUGGAGUCGGAUGACAAACAGCAGCGCUGUCCCACAAACCUCCUUAUUAGAUUGUUGUUUCCUCCCCAGUGCUAAACUGCCCGUGCUUGAAAAUUCAAAUUAAAAUUUUGAACAUUUUUGCUGUGUUUACUAAGUCUCAAAUGGAUCACAUUCGCAAAACCAACUGAGCAACGAUUUCCAAGGAAGCGCUGCAGGAGUGUGGCGGUGAGGCUGGCCGGGCCGUAAGCUCUCCCAGCCCUGUGCGCUUCCACGGGGCCAUUAGUAGCUCCUCUUGACGGUAUUUCCUAGAAACAAGAACCAUAGGUUGUACACUGAAACUGCCUUCCCAGGGCUUGUUUAUGAGAGCUGAGCCCAGUUCUGGGAAGUUUUCCAAGGAAAUUUUACCCUACAAUUCCCUCCCGCCUCCCCGAACAAAGCAUUCCCCAGCGUGUUUGACAGGAACAGAAUAAAACAGGCGAUGAAUGCUUAGGUAUUGCAUACAAGCAUCACAUGCAGCGUGGGUAUAAAUGGAAUAAGCUGGACAUCAUUUUUCCAGCUUUUCCGAUUCCAAGCUCAGCAGCCCACGGGAAUAACCUUGCCUGCUUCUUGUUGACAAGUCGUCUAAUUCAUCUCGAUGCUGGUGACUAAUACUCCUCGGGUAAAAUCCUUGGCCCCACCGAGGUCAACCGCGAAGCUCCUAUUAACUCCAAUAGGGCCAGGACUUUACUCGGAUCAUUGCCGGCCGUGGUGGUACCUUUACAGCUUCCUGCAGCCACUGGGCUCGUCCAGCUGCAGAAACACAGACCCUUCCCUCCCCACCCCCAUGGACAAACCUCAGCCACCAGGUUUGUGAGCGAGGAGCGUCUUGGUGAGAAAAGCUGCUUCUCUCCCUCCUACCGGCACCGAGCAUCACCCACAGCUUCAGCAAUGUGCAGCCACCCCGUGGGAUGCGGUCACCCCGCGACGUCGCUUCUCGUGCUGCGGGGCAGUGAUGGUGCUCCCGACGGCUCUUCCUGCUGAAAUGGCAAGGGGAAGCAGGAAAUAAACAAAUCUUAGGGGUUUCGCUUGGUUUCUUUUCAGAGAAACACGCCUGCACCAGUUAGGAAGUAUUUGUAUUGCACCUGUGAAGGAACUGGACAUUGAUUAAUUAGAUGUCAAAUUACAGCAACGUUGAGUUGGCUCAAUUAUACCAUAAAUCUCACUGUUGUCUAAUUAGGUGAAGAAAGAAGAAAAAUCAGACUUGAUUCAUUUGACUGCUUCACUGAAAUGACCUGGCGCUUUCUAAAUUUUCCGUGUGGGGGUUGGUGGUGUCAGGACCUGGAUGUCCCCGGCCAGCCCCACCUGGGACCCCCACCCGGGACCCCCACCCCUGCCCCUGACCUGUACCCCAGCCCGGGCCGGGGCCUCCGUCCUGCCCCAGCGAUGCUGUAGGAGCCCAUCCCGGCACCGCCGGGGGAUGCCCUGGCCCCAGGGAACCCUGACAGGUUUCACACAACCUCAGGAGACCAAAAGAUUUUGAUUUAUUUGCUUCUAUAAAUGCGGAUACUCUAAUAUAACUGCCCUGCCCGUCUUCUGUGGAUAUAAGGCAUUUGAAAGGUAAUCCUGGCAUUUAAUUUACUGCAACUUUUAGUACACGCUGAAAUCACUUGGCUUUUUUGGGACAGAAGUACCGAUUUAACAGACGUUUAAGCAAUAGCUGUUGUCUAAGAGCCAAGUUUUGUCCACUGAUCUCUGCCCUCCACUCCUGCCCUUCACUUCUUCUGGCUCCUCCUCAACAGGGAAAUCAACCUGGACAUGUGAUUUCUGUCUGUCUUGCGGAUAAAAGCACGGGGGAACUGGAAUCUGAGGGGUCCUUACAAACCAGGCAAUGCUUUUGCUGGCAGUCACCUCAGAGAAGAUUGCUCUUUGAGGUCGGUGGCGUCGCAGCCCACCGCGUCCCCCGCCAGGUGCUGCUGAGCGCCUGCCUCUUCCCUCAUUCAGCUGUGCAGUGCAUGGUUAAACAUCAUCAAAAUAACGUAAUCACAGAAGGGGCAGCAACGCCCCCAGGUUAGGAGCAAAAAGUCCUGUUUUCUAUUUACUGGCAGUUAUUCAUGGAAAAUAUGUGUGUCUGUAACAGGGUCCUUUGUUUUUACUCAUUUUUUGUAAAAGAUAACUUUGUGUUACCACCUAACACUCUUGUCAAUGGCUACAGAUCUGCAUUCAGUGGGAUGACUCUUUAUUUAAGAGUAAACAACAGUAGAAGGCCAUGUGUCACAAGGUGCAAAACAGAUCUGCAACCAGAGGUCCCUGCCUGGUUGUGGUUUGGGGCUUCCAACCCAAGGGAAAACAUUCGUGGCCAGUGGUGGUGUUUUUCCUUUGAAGAACGCAAGUGUGAAGGUCCUUUGCUUCAGCGCAGGUGGUGUUUAGGCAACAGCAGAGCAUGUUUUUCCAGCUGUCCACGGCUGCGCCUCAGUUCUGACAUGCAGAAGCCACUGCCGGGUUUCGGAUGGCCCAGCACCACGCCGAGGGCGGCGCUGAAUCCCGGCCACGCACUCGCACAGCUGCCGGGCUCCACUCAGUUUCCCCUCUACGUGGUCUCGAUUCUGCUCUCUUAGUUAGACCUUAGUGAUGUCUCAUCCCUGUUGCUGAAACAUUCUCAGUUCAGCAUUGGGUUGAAUGUGUUAAGAGUCCUCCCGGUUUAUUUUCCCCGACUCGUUAAGUUUCGUUAAGACCCGCCGUGCUCUCCGAACGUUGGUGCCACUGACGGUCAGUCACUGGGGCAGUGGGGACGGGUGGCGCUGUGUGUGUGCCCCGCUCUCACGCUGCGCCCCAGCAGCCCACCACAGCCGCUCUUCUCUUUUGAAGGGAAGAAGUGAAUCUGAAAUAGAUCAGGAAUUCAGAAGGAAACAAAAAAACAGGGUCCCUUUCAUUCCGGCCAUGCUUUAGCUAGCCUGUCGUUGGCCGCUGGUUCAAUGAAGUCCCUCUGCAUCCCACUGCCCAGCCAGCGAGGGAUCAGGACCAACAUCACCGUCAGAGAAAUGGGGGAAGCACAUUUUCCACCGACACCUACAAGGUACGUCUUUAAAAUGUCGACGACAACCCAAACUCCAAAGAAUCAAAGGCGCUUGCUAAACGCAUGCCAUGUGUGUACGGGACUGUGACUGCGACACUGGCUCCCCGCCGGAGGUCGUGCAGUAUCGGGUUCACUGUGUUUUUGUCAUAUGCCUUGCAGAUCUGGAUCCAGCACGAUAUGUCUCCAGGAUAAUUGGGCCCAGCCAGUUUGAGAUUUCCAUCAGCAGGACAAACAGGACUUCAGAGGAGCUCCACGGUACUCCUGCUCCACGGCUGGGGGGACCAGAGACUAAUCCUGGUGGCACUGCACCAGGCAGAUGCCGUAUGUUAAUAAAAGAGGUAAAUUACCUGUCUAAAAUACCCCAAGACCUCUGACAAACCUAAAUUCUAUCCCCAGUGAGGAUUGCUACGUGGGAGCGGCAAGAAGGGGCCACAGGAGCCGCCUUCAUUUCAUUGCGUCGGCCAAAGUCACUCGGAUGCUACCAGCAUCGGUGGGCGGCAGAAUUGCUGAGAGCCCAGUGCAGGGCACCUGCAACUACCUUCAGCAUGUCUUAUAAUUUAUGGGGACAAAUUACAUGACACUCUUCACUUUGCCAAAUGUACUACCAGCCACUUGCCGUUGCUUCUGCUUCCUGACAGAAUGGCUGAUGCUGCCGGACAGGGAAAUAAAAAAAAAAAAGAUAGUACAUGUUGGACAGCGAGAAACAUUUGUCCUGUGCAAAGUUAUUCCAGCCAGAAUUCAUCACUAGCUUGGUAAAUACCUUGCAGCCCUCCAGAUACUUGUGCGGAUAAACAAAAAGCAGCAAAUUGAAUAGAAGACAAGUAUUCAAAACUCUUUUUUCAAACCGUUUCAGCUCUGUUGAGUGCUUCACAUCUGGCUGUAUCCCGGUCCAUUUAAUCACCAAGGGGAAGGCAUGUGAAAAGCAGUCGCCCUCUUCAAAAAGCGUAUUUCUGCUUUUGGGCUUCCCUCUCUGCUAUCUAUUAGCUCCCCGUACUUGCAGCAGCUCACUUUCUCACUCGCGGCCUCCUGCUGCUCCGAUUGCCUUUGACAAGGGCAAUGCAAUGGGG